Messenger RNA from Purpureocillium takamizusanense, 2091 nucleotides. RefSeq names its product pre-rRNA processing (gene LDB17). The coding region runs from base 195 to 1709 and encodes 504 amino acids. The transcript is spliced from 3 exons. The record is from RefSeq and is a predicted model, not a curated record. NCBI's taxonomy places the organism in Eukaryota, Fungi, Ascomycota, Sordariomycetes, Hypocreales, Ophiocordycipitaceae. Gene Ontology annotation, molecular function: Arp2/3 complex binding. Gene Ontology annotation, biological process: actin cortical patch localization; actin cortical patch assembly; endocytosis. Gene Ontology annotation, cellular component: actin cortical patch.
CAGCAACAGCAGACAUCGUCAAAUAGCCACCAUCCCAUCUCCUCGUCGCGCAAUCUAAACGUCACCGUUUCGCGUCGUCAGCCGCCAGACCGCUCUCUCGGUCGGCCCCCGCAACAUCCGUCCGCCCUUGAUCGCUUCAUCUCCUGUGAUCCCGAUGCAGUCGUCGCCAGUGCUGGACGACGACCCGGGCAGCCAUGGCCGACUUCGAUGAGGCGUCGACCUCCCCGGUCGGCGAGGAGCGGCUCUGGAGCGAGCUCAACGAAUGCGUGUCGACCGAGUGCGACAGCACGUACGAGACCAUCGACAAUGCCCUCCGGACAUGGCUGGACGUCACAUCCAGGUUUCGCGAUCGUGACAGCGACUCGCAAGAUGACGUGCUCGUCUGCGCCCACUCCCUGUUGGAGAGCCCGCUCUUCAAGCAAAACAACGACUACGUCCGCACACAGAUCAUCCACAGUCUUCUGCAGGAGGACGAGCCCGCGCCCCUGCACGCCAUUGCUUCCCUACUGUUCCUCGACGGGCGACUUGACGAAUCUACCUUUCCCCGAAUGAUCUCCGAAGACUGCUUCCCGCGACUUUUGGAGCUCAUAAUAUCCGGGCAGGAUGACAAGGACCCUCGUCUCCACCGCCUCUUGUUGCAGCUCAUGUACGAAAUGUCUCGCGUCGAGCGCCUCAAGCUGGACGACCUGAUGCUCGUUGACGACGCCUUUAUUCACUAUCUAUUUCGCAUAAUCGAGGGCGUGUCCGACGAUGUCCAAGAUCCAUAUCAUUAUCCAACCAUUCGAGUCCUGCUUGUCCUUAACGAGCAAUAUAUGCUGGCGUCCACGGACGCCGUCACCGACCCGACGGGUGCGCAGGUGCCCCUCACGAACCGUAUCGUCAAGUGCUUAAGCCUACACGGCCCGCAGUUUCGCACAUUUGGAGAGAAUAUUAUUCUCCUCCUAAACCGCGAGACGGAGACUUCGUUGCAGCUGCUAAUUUUGAAACUCCUCUACCUCCUUUUCACGACCAAGGCCACUUAUGAAUACUUCUACACGAACGACCUGCGCGUCCUUCUAGACGUGAUCAUUCGGAACCUCAUGGAUUUGCCGGACGAGAAGAUCUCUCUCAGACACACGUAUCUUCGCGUCAUGUAUCCCCUCCUCGCGCACACACAACUCAACCAACCACCACACUACAAGAGCGAGGAGAUUGUGCGUGUGCUGAAGAUUCUGCGGGGGUCGCAGAACGCGCAUUUUGCGCCUACCGACGAAACGACGCUGCGUCUAGUCGACAGAGUCACAAAGGUAAAGUGGCUCGAGGAGUCGAUGGAGGAACGGGCGACACCACCACAGAGCGAGGAGACUCCCAAGUAUCUCGGCAUUAGCUUGUCACCAUCGCAGUACGCCAGUAGCGUCAGCGUUGGCGAUGUCGCCGGUGUGAGGGAGCGGCCAGGCGUACAGACACCGAGUCGGCACGCCCUGGGAACGGGUCCUGGCGCUGCGACGGAAGCGCGCUCCCAUGAGGAUAUCAUCAAGGCGGUCAAAACAAAGAAGCCUCUUCCCGCAGUGCCGAAACAUAAACACGGAACGCCCUUUGUGCAAAUACCGCAAAUCCAAGUCAACGGCAGCGGCAAGAAGAUACCGCCGAAAGCGCCGCCGCCGCGCCGUGCCGGCAGGCUAAAAUCGACGUCAGAACCGCCACCGGCCGAGCCUACUAUACCAGAAUGACACGGUUACGACACGAAUUGUAGUUCGUUUUGCGGCUUACUAUGGCUGGUUCGAUGAGGAGACUUUGGGCUUCCUUGAGCAUUGAGUAGACAGUCUGACGGGUCUUUCGUGUCAUUUACACUGGUGCAUAAGGUAGCUUGCCGAAUGAAGGCAUGGGAAGAGCGGUAACAUGUACAGAGCGGCUGUUGCAGGGCAUUUGCAAGUUUGGCGCUAUGGAGUUUGGGGCAUGAGGUGGAAGUCAUAUACUGCAACGACAGUCUCAUCGGUAUUCUUGCAAUGCAAUUGGAAAGCCAUAACCUUGACAUGAAGAUUUGGAUCACGAUAUUGAAUUGGAUAGGCUCUGCUCGAUGCUCGCCGAUAAGUCGAUAUAGUUGCCCCGGAG